CGCGCGUCGCCACUUCGCAACUCGCGACUCAGCUCUCCGCCAUGGCGAUGACCUCCCUCCUCCUCUGCCGCGACCCGACCCGCCUCUCCGGCCCCUCCCCUCCGAGGUUCCUCGCCAGCCCCCGCGCCAGCGCCAUCCGUUGCCGUGGGCCUCCCUCUGUCCGAUGCUCCGGCGGGCCUCCUUCCUCCGGCUCCAUGGCCGCCCCCGGCGACGACUUCGACGCCAAGGUCUUCCGGCAUAACCUGAUGAGGAGCAAGAACUACAACCGGCAAGGUUUCGGCCGCAAGGAGGAGGCUCAGCAGCUCAUGGAUCGCGAGUACGCCAGUGAAAUUAUUAAAACCUUGAAGGAAAAUGGAUAUCAGUACACCUGGGGAAAUGUCACUGUCAAGCUUGCUGAAGCCCAUGGUUUCUGCUGGGGUGUCGAGCGAGCCAUCCGGAUGGCCUAUGAAGCGAAAAUGCAGUUUCCGGAGAAGAACACCUGGAUUACUAAUGAAAUUAUCCAUAACCCGACUGUCAACAAGCGCAUGGAGGAGAUGGAGGUGGAGACUAUUCCCCUCGAAGGAGGGCAAAAACAGUUUGAUGUUGUUAAUAAAGGUGAUGUUGUCAUUUUUCCGGCUUUUGGAGCACCAGUGCAGGAGAUGUUGACCUUGGAAGAGAAAAAUGUACAAAUUGUGGAUACGACUUGCCCAUGGGUAUCCAAGGUAUGGAAUACCGUGGAGAAGCAUGAGAAAGGAGACUGCACUUCAAUUAUUCAUGGUAAAUACGCUCAUGAAGAAACCAUAGCAACUGCAUCGUUUGUGAGAGAGUACGUUAUUGUGAAGAAUAUGAAGGAGGCAAUGUAUGUGUGUGAUUACAUUCUUGAGGGUGAGCUCGAUGGUUCUAGCUCGACUAAAGAGGCGUUUCUAGAGAAAUUCAAGGAUGCUGUUUCCCUGGGAUUUGACCCUGACAAUGAUCUUAAUAAAGUUGGCAUUGCAAAUCAAACCACAAUGCUCAAGGGAGAGACUGAAGAGAUUGGGAAGUUGCUGGAGAGGACUAUGAUGGGCAAGUAUGGAGUGGAAAAUGUCAAUCAGCACUUCAUGAGCUUUAAUACAAUUUGUGAUGCCACUCAAAAACGCCAAGAUGCUAUGUAUAAGUUAGUUGAGGAGAAGGUGGAUCUUGUGCUAGUUGUUGGUGGGUGGAACUCAAGCAACACAUCUCAUCUUCAAGAGAUAGCUGAAGAACGUGGGAUACCCUCUUAUUGGGUUGACAGUGAGCAGAGAAUAGGUCCUGGAAACAGAAUAGCCUACAAAUUGAAGCAUGGGGAAUCAGUUGAGAAAGAAAAUUGGCUUCCAGAGGGUCCCAUAAAAAUUGGGGUAACAUCAGGAGCUUCUACCCCUGAUACGGUCGUUGGGGAUGUUUUGUCGAAGAUCUUUGACAUUAAAAGGGAAGAGGCCCAGCAGGCUUGAUACAAGAUCACAAAUCUACAUACCGAGGAUUAAUUAUCAUCCUGUCCUUAAUGAGAAGCUCCACGGAUCUGAUGUAAAAUGACGAAAUGCCCUGCAUAUUUUGAUGCAUUUCAGCCUCAGAACUUUAGUCUGCUCUUGUAAGGUGAUGCAGGGCUUCAAGUUGACUGGCUUUUAUAAUACUGUGUGGAACCCAAGCUCAAUCUCUGAGCUUUAACCAAGGGAAGAAUCUGUUUGUGUGGACUUGACACCCUUAUUUGAUCUAGAAAACAAUGAGAUGCCAUAGUUCUUUAGUUCAACUUGGUCGGUCCAGGUUGUCAGAAGUAUGUUAAUGUCGUAUAAUUCUUGGGAA
Eucalyptus grandis is the source of this 1794-nucleotide messenger RNA. RefSeq names its product 4-hydroxy-3-methylbut-2-enyl diphosphate reductase, chloroplastic. Gene Ontology annotation, biological process: dimethylallyl diphosphate biosynthetic process; isopentenyl diphosphate biosynthetic process, methylerythritol phosphate pathway. Gene Ontology annotation, molecular function: metal ion binding; 4-hydroxy-3-methylbut-2-enyl diphosphate reductase activity. The record is from RefSeq and is a predicted model, not a curated record. The transcript has 10 exons. Bases 42 to 1445 code for a protein of 467 amino acids. NCBI's taxonomy places the organism in Eukaryota, Viridiplantae, Streptophyta, Magnoliopsida, Myrtales, Myrtaceae.